AACAGAUCGUAACUGAAGGAAAAAAAACUGAAAUCAAUCCGAGGGCGCGUUUCCAUUGGUUACAGGCUCCUGGUACCCAGGAAAGAGGAUGUAGCAUCUCCUGUGGUAGCUUAGCAAACGGGCCAAAUGUGGGGAAAGGGCGCCUGUCGUGCGGGUUAAUAUGGGGCAGAUGAUGGCUGUAUGAACGUAAAGGUGAUGAUUCACCGGCAGGUGAUACUGACCCAGAACUUGUACCAGAACAGGUUUCUCGGGCUUGCAGGUAUGGCUUCUCCAUCUCGAGCAUCUCAGGGCAGGCGGCGAUGCAAGGACCCGAUUCGGCACAGUUUCAACCCUGAGCAGUUCCCUAACGUGGACUUCCAGAACGGCGUGCACGAAGAGCUGGCGGCCGCCGUGCUGCGCUCCACCAGCGAUACCAACCUCGUGACCUCCCACUGCCGCUCCACUCUCACCGUCAGCACGUCAAGCUACACCAUCGGCCAGACCCAGGACAUCACCCUCAUCUGGGACAUCAAGGAGGAGGUGGACGCGGGGGACUGGAUUGGCAUGUACCUCAUUGAUGAGGUUCUGUCGGAGAACUUUCUGGACUACAAGAACAGAGGCGUCAACGGCAGCCACAGAGGUCAGAUCGUCUGGAAGAUCGAGGCCAGUUCGUACUUUGUAGAACCGGAGACCAAGAUCUGUUUUAAAUACUAUCAUGGCCUGAGCGGAGCUCUGCGGGCCACCACACCGUGUGUGAUCGUCAAGAACCCUGUCGCACCGGUGUAUAAACCAGUGACCACAGAUGAUGUUCCUCAAAGCCAAGGCCGCAGAAGACUCAUCAGCUUCUCUCUGUCAGAUUUCCAGGCCACGGGACUGAAGAAAGGCAUGUUCUUCAACCCCGACCCCUACCUGAAGAUUGCCAUCCACCCUGGGAAACACAGUAUUUUCCCUGCCCUGCCUCACCACGGCCAGGAGAAGAGAUCGGGCAUCGUCUGUAAUACCAUCAAUCCUGUUUGGCAGAGAGAGCGCUUCAAUUUUGUGUCUCUUCCCACGGAUGUGCUGGAGGUCGAAGUAAAGGACAAGUUUGCCAAAAGCCGACCCAUUAUAAAGCGUUUCCUGGGGAAGCUAUCCAUGCCUGUGCAGAGAUUACUGGAGAAGCAUGCCAUCGGGGAUCGUGUGGUGAGCUACACGCUGGGUCGGAGGCUUCCGACGGAACACGUCAGCGGUCAGCUACAGUUCAGAUUUGAAAUCACCUCUUCUAUCCAUCCCGAUGAUGAGGAUAUGUCUCUCAGCAUCGAGCAGCCUGUGGUGGCUGGUGAUGCUCAGGUUCAGCCUCAGGCAGAAGACACCAUGAGUUUGGACCAGGCGGCUCCAGAGCUGCCGUUUGACGGAGACGCAGCUUCUGCCAAGAUGCCCAUGGAUGUUGAACCUGGGCCCAGCUGUGCAACUUACACAGAUACAGCUGAUGCAGCUGAGAUCGAGCCUUUGGAGCGCGAGGAGCAAACGCAACUAGAGCUCGAGGAACAGCAGGCGGACCCUGUCGAAAGCCAGGACGGUGCCGAUGAACAAAGAGCUGUAGAACAAAUGGAAGAAGAUGUGACACAUGCGGAGGCAGAAGAGGGGAACCCAGAGGAGGCGGAGACUGAGAGUGCCUUUGAUGAUGGACCUGUAGACCCUUCAGAAACUCCCGCGAUAGUAGAAGAGGACGGAAUCUCGGACCCUCAAUCAGUCCCGGAAGAAGCAGAGGUGGAUCUUGAAGAAGGCUGUUCGCUGAGGAUCAGAACCACGCCGCGACGGAAAACGCGACCGUGCUCGCUUCCCGUGUCGGAGCUGGAGACGGUGAUCGCUUCUGCCUGCGGAGAACCGGAGACUCCACGUUCCCAUUAUAUCAGAAUACACCACCUUCUGCACAGCCUGCCCUCAACCCAACCUGAAAAUCAGGGGGAGGGACGCGAACGCGACAGGCCGCAGGGAGUGGAGGAGGAAGAUGAAGAUGAGGAAGAGGGUGCGACGCUAGAGGCUCAGACACUAACGCCCAAUGGCCCGCGGAGGACGCUGCCCCGCAGUCGCUCGCACGAGCGCCUCUCUGAUCUCAUUCAGAUGCUCGAUAGAGAUGGACAGCCCCUCGGGGCUGAGGGCCAGGUCGGAGUUCAAAGGUCGCCGGGGGAAAGCGAAUGUGAUUUGAGUCCUGUUCCUUGCUGCAGUCAUAUGGCACAGAGGACCACGGGACCCGUGCGGGCACCGUCUCUAGAUAGCGCUCGUAGGUCGGAGAGCACUGUUUUUUCAUCUCAGGAUGAUGAAGAUGAGAUGGACCGAGUAAAUGGCACGGUGGCAUCACAGGCUGAGGCGGGGGCUAAGAAUCGAGAGCCGGGAGAUGGAAGUUGUCAGUGGGAAGAGGCACCUGACAGCCAUGUCCAGAGCCCGCACAGCAUUAUGGGUAACGGAGAAUCAUCUGCAGCUGGACCAAGCAGCAGAAGAGACUGUCCUUUGCCCUGUAGUCACCCUGCAGUCAGUCAGUUACCCGCCCUGCGGCCCGACCCGCAUCACUACCCCACCAUAGAUGAACCGCUGCCACCGAACUGGGAGGCGCGUAUUGACAGCCAUGGCCGUGUGUUUUACGUGGAUCACAUCAACCGGUCAACCACCUGGCAACGGCCCACGACCGCAGCCACGCCGGAUGGCCUACGCAGGUCUGGUUCAGUCCAGCAGAUGGAGCAGCUCAACAGGAGAUAUCAGACCAUCCAGAGGACAAUGGCCACAGAGAGGAGAGAUGAGGAAUCUGGAAGCCCCCGCAGUGACAGGACGGCCAACACUGAGACUGACUCGCCUCCACAGACCAACGAGUUGAGGAGAGAAGCUCCCUGUUCUCCGGGUCACUGUCAGAAGGUCACACUGCUGCUUCAGAGUCCCGCGGUCAAGUUCAUCACUCACCCAGAAUUCUUCACAGUGCUUCACGCUAAUUAUGGGGCGUAUCGUAUGUUUACCAACAGCUCUUGUCUCAAACACAUGAUCCUGAAGAUCCGUCGCGAUGCUCGCAAUUUCGAGCGCUACCAGCACAACCGCGACCUGGUGACCUUCCUGAACCGUUUCGCUGAUGCUCAGCUGGAGCUGCCGCGGGGCUGGGAGAUCAAAACGGACCCACAGGGGAAGUCUUUCUUCGUGGAUCACAACAGUCGCGCCACCACCUUCAUUGAUCCCAGAAUCCCCCUGCAGAACGGCAGACUGCCCAACCACCUUACGCAUCGCCAGCACCUGCAAAGACUGCGCAGCUACAGUGCAGGAGAGGCAUCCGAGGUGUCGCGCACGCGUGGUGGAGUGUCUUUGUUAGCCAGGCCUGGAAACAGUCUGGUAGCAGCCAUACGAAGCCAAAGCCAGCAGGAGCCCGUCCCAUUAGCGUACAACGACAAGAUAGUCGUGUUUCUACGGCAACCCAACAUCUUUGAGGUGUUACAGGAGCGACAGCCGUCCCUUGCGAGAAACCACUCGCUCAAGGAAAAGGUUCAUCACAUCCGGACUGAAGGCACUCAGAGACUAGAGAAGCUCUCUUGUGAUGCUGACCUGGUCAUACUGUUGAGUUUGUUUGAGGAGGAGAUCAUGUCCUACGUUCCUCUCGCAUCAUUUCACCCGGGAUUCAACUUCUCACCUCGCUGUUCGCCCGGUUCCUCUCCACAGAACUCUCCAGGCCUUCUUGAGAGAACUCCUCUCGUUCCAGCCUGCUGUCUGUCUGGUGAUAGCUCUCCAGGUACACAGAGAGCUCGAGCACCAGCACCCUACCGCAGAGACUUUGAAGCCAAACUCCGUAACUUCUACAGGAAACUGGAGGCCAAGGGUUACGGGCAGGGUCCCGGCAAGAUCAAACUGAUUGUGAGACGAGAUCACCUGUUAGAGGGAACGUUUAAUCAGGUCAUGGCCUACUCACGGAAAGAGCUCCAGAGGAACAAACUCUACAUCACUUUUGUCGGAGAAGAAGGGCUGGACUACAGUGGACCGUCACGAGAGUUCUUCUUCCUGUUGUCUCAGGAGUUGUUUAACCCUUAUUACGGUUUGUUUGAGUACUCGGCCAACGACACGUACACUGUCCAGAUCAGCCCCAUGUCUGCGUUCGUGGAGAACCACUUAGAAUGGUUCCGGUUCAGCGGGCGAAUUCUGGGCCUGGUGUUGAUUCAUCAGUAUUUGUUGGAUGCUUUCUUCACCCGUCCGUUUUAUAAAGCUCUGCUCAGACUAGCCACAGAUCUCAGCGAUCUGGAAUAUCUGGAUGAAGAGUUUCAUCAGAGUUUACAGUGGAUGAAGGACAAUGACAUCACAGGCGUGCUGGAUCUCACCUUCACUGUCAAUGAGGAAGUGUUUGGACAGGUGACGGAGCGAGAGCUGAAGUCCGGUGGGACACACGUGCAGGUCACAGAGAAGAAUAAGAAGGAAUACAUCGAGCGGAUGGUGAAGUGGAGGGUGGAGAGGGGUGUGGUACAGCAGACACAAGCGCUCGUCCGAGGAUUCUAUGAGGUGGUGGACUCUCGUCUGGUGUCAGUGUUUGAUGCCAGAGAGCUGGAGCUGGUUAUUGCAGGAACGGCAGAGAUCGAUUUAAACGACUGGAGAAACAACACGGAAUACAGAGGAGGUUAUCACGACGGGCACAUUGUCGUCCGUUGGUUCUGGGGAGCCGUGGAGCGAUUCAAUAAUGAACAGAGACUGAGACUGCUGCAGUUUGUGACGGGCACCUCCAGUGUGCCGUACGAGGGUUUCACUGCCCUGCGUGGGAGCAACGGCUUGCGACGGUUCUGCAUAGAGAAGUGGGGCAAGAUCACAUCUCUGCCAAGGGCACACACAUGCUUCAAUCGCCUGGAUCUUCCUCCCUAUCCAUCCUACACAAUGUUAUAUGAGAAACUGCUCAUCGCUGUGGAAGAGACCAGUACUUUUGGCCUUGAAUGAGGACUUCACCUCUAUUCUGGUGACCUGUGUUCACUGUAUGUUAUUAUCUGCUAGUGUGUUUCUCGUGUCUUGGGUUCGUUCGGGACAGAACUGCAUGCACAAGCCACGGGUUUGUACAGAUGAAACUGUGUAUGCAAAGAGAAGCCUUCAAUCUGCUUUAACUCUCAGGGCCUCGACCUCCGCUGGAGUCUCUCCGUUCAGACAUGAACCAUGUCGCCAUUUCUGUUCAUGCAGUUUCACAAGAAGAGUUGUAAAGUUAUACCAAAUACACCUAGAGAAAAUAUACAAGAUGGCAUCAUCACAGGAAAUGACAUUCCAAAAUCAACUCACUUUGCAGGAGUCAAUGGUUUUGGUCUUGCACUUAUGGAAAUUGAAUAUUAAUGGAUUUUUGUUGAACUCUGUCUUUCCUAUGAAAGCUGUUGAAAAGGAGUUAAAAAGUUUAUGUUGUUGGUGAAGACGGUUGUUUUUUCAUUGAGGUGAGUGGUUAUUCUUGAUGUUUUCGUAUGUUUCACCCAGCUGUGUCACUUGUUAGACAAAAAACUUAGAGUUAGAAAGAGGGAGGAUCUACUUCUUGUUGCUUUAUUUUAUUAACACGUUUGGUAAAAACUCAAGCUUUUACAAUAUUAGAUUUUCACUACACUGUUAUCACUGCCACAACAAUUCAAAAUAAUUAUAUUAUUGAUAUUUAAGACAUUUUGAAAAAAACACAAUGCAAAUUUAGUAACAAGAUAAUGUUACUGGAUUCAUUAAGAUAUUUACAUAUGUGUAGUGUUAACACAAUAUCAAUAAUCGUAGGUUUGAUUAUAUUACAGUUAUUAUUAAAACCAGAUAUUGCGAUAUACUGUAAAAAUGUGUUCACAUUAGCAGGGUUUCCAUCCUAAGUUGAAAAUGUAUCACAUAAAACAUUUGCAAAUAAGCACCGUUUCGAUCCAACUUGUCAACCGUCACUUCCCUAAUAAACUGUCACUAAAUAUCAGUAAGAAGAGGUUAGAGAAGACACUGAAUAUAAAAUUUUCUUAUAUAAUAUUUACUUGGACAAGCAGAUGAAACAAAAUAAAUAUCUUUUUGCUUUUGUGGAUGCCUGCGAAUAGCAGUCUUUAUGGUUCUGGGAUUACAGAAAUACAUUGAUGACUUUGCUCUGCCAUUUAAGAAUGACCAUAACAACAUUUCAGAUGCAGUGUAACAAAAUCAGUACUCUGGUUAGUCAGGUUACGCCAUCUCAUAGAGCAGUCACAUUACUUUUUGCAGGAAUUUAUUAUCGGCGAAUGAGUUUCCAUGUCCCAUUAUAAGCAUGAACCGUUUUUCACAACAAAGAGAAAACAUCAAGCAAGCAUAAAUACUUUUUUGCGAAAUAACGUUUUUUAUUUAGAAAUGUGGCGUUUCCCGGCUUGGAAACCCGGCUACUGAUACUGAUUUAUUUCUGUUGGCUGCAGCAUCCAACUGGGUCACGUGAUCUCAUCUGUCUGUGCUCUCAUUGGUCGAUAUUAGAUUGUGUCUCAAUUUCAAUGUGAACGCCAUAUAGUCUAAGAUACUUCACAAUACCAGAUGCUACAAUGUAUUUGGUUUCUCACUUAUGUUUAAAAUGAAGUUUUUAUAUAUUCUUUUUAUAUUCUUUUUUUUUAAUAAAAAAAAUAAUUGACACGUUGUUUUGAGUAAUGGCUAACCAAAUAGUGCACCACAUUUUAUAACUGUUGUGUUGUAAUACAGCAAACUCAUUUAUAUGCAAAGAAAGCUGAUUUGAUUUCGUUUGGUUUACUGAUGGCUAGAUUCCUCUUCUGGUAUACAUUUUGUCAUAUACAUGGAAGAUGGUCUUGAAUUGUCUUAACAUGAGGCAUGUGUUUCUGUCUUUUUUUAACUUACAUCUGAUGGAGGGCAUAUUGCCCUUUUAUUUUGAUUCUCAAUUGUUUUUCUUUAAGGGACAGUUCAUCUCAUGUGGUGCCAAACCUGUAUUACGCUCUUCUGUGGAAAUAAGUGAAUGGUGGGAAUGUGUAUUUAAAUACCUAGAGAUGUUUCUCUUUCAAACAGGAUUGGCUUCAGAUUGCUUAGUCAUAUAAAGUCAUAUACGUACUACUUUUAUGGUGCUUUUCUUGUUUAGAAGUUUGUAGCUCGACAUCAUCAUUCCCCUUAACUUUCAUUAUUUGGCAACAUUCUGCUUAAUAGCUCAUUUUAUGUUCAACAGAUGAAGUCAUACAGGUUUGGAUUGGUGUGGAUUUGGAUUGAAGGGUGAGAAACUGUUGACAGAUUUCUUCAUUUUAUAGUGAAACGUAAACAUGGCUUUUGAUUGUCUCCGAAAUAUAAUUGUGCCGCUCAAAACAAAAACGACUACUACUGAAUAUUUUGCUCUGCUUAGGAAUGUAGAGAAAAUGCAUAUUUGUACUAUCCAGAUUUCAGAGAUGUAUGUUUAUCAGUUGUGUACAUAUUUGCUUAAACAGCCUAUGUCAUUUUAAAACUAUGAAUCGAUUCAAGAGCCAACAACUUUCUUUAAACGUUUCUUCAUAUUACUAUUUGCAUAAUCAUAGUUUAAAUAUGGGUAUAUGAAAUGUAUAUUACUAUGCAUAUAUGUUUGGAAUUGUAAAACAUGCUUUUCGUUAAGGUCUUGUCGGCAUUUAUGAAAAUCUCUUGAUCUCGCAGCCCUCUGAAAAUGUGACUCGAAUAAAGAGAUGGUUCUGGAACAUACUGCCUCUUUAAAAACAGGGCAUUCUGGGAAACACAGCUGGAUUUGGCUCCUGCUUCCACCUCGCAUACACAAGCCUGCUUAUGUCUUUAUACACUUUAUUAAGUCUAUGUGAAAGUAAAUAAGAGGGAAAUGUGAAAAGGUUUGAAUUGUGUAUUGAGGUCACUGUCAUAGCGCCUCUCUCAGGCUGAGCUCUGUAUCUACACUGUUGAACACUGUCAAUAAACAAUCACUUUCUAUUGCA
This is a messenger RNA of Triplophysa dalaica, 7823 nucleotides long. It is a transcript of the gene hecw1b, whose product is annotated as HECT, C2 and WW domain containing E3 ubiquitin protein ligase 1b. The transcript is spliced from 29 exons. Lineage: Eukaryota; Metazoa; Chordata; Actinopteri; Cypriniformes; Nemacheilidae. Bases 181 to 4905 code for a protein of 1574 amino acids. Gene Ontology annotation, biological process: regulation of dendrite morphogenesis. Gene Ontology annotation, molecular function: protein binding; ubiquitin-protein transferase activity. The record is from RefSeq and is a predicted model, not a curated record.